UUUGGGACAAUUUGUUUAUAGUGGAAUAACCCAGCUCAUUUGUAUUAGUACUACCAGUGUCAUGCAUGAGUACUUCUAUAAGGUAAUUACCCUGCUCCUUCGGCAACUGUCCACAUCUCCCUUACACUCUCUUUUUUAAAAGACAGCCUAUUCAAUUACAAACCCUCAAAACUCAAACAAACUCUCCACUUCUCUACACUUCCUCUCUAUCCGCCUCUUUUCUUUCCCAUUCUCUCUCCCCUUUUAACAUUCUUCUUCACACACAAAAACUGGCCUUUGAAAACAAACAGAUCUCUUUCUCUUUUUUACACCUUACACAAUGAAUAAACAAGAUUUCUUAAAAACCCAGAGUUGCGUUCUUAGAGUGAAUAUACACUGUGAUGGAUGUAAGAGCAAAGUAAGGAAAAUUCUUCAAAAAAUUGAUGGGGUUUACACAACAAAUAUAGAUUCAGAGCAGGGGAAGGUGACAGUAACUGGAAAUGUAGACCCAUCAGUUUUGAUUAAGAAGCUCGAGAAGAAUGGAAAACAUGCUGAGUUAUGGAGUGGUUCAAAAGGAGGUGGAAAUCAAAACAAUAAUCAGUUUAUGAAUCAGUUCAUGAAUCUGAAUAAUCAGAUGAAGAACAUUAACUUUGAUGGUGGUAAAUCUGGGAAAGAUAAUAAUAAAGGUCAAAAGGGUGGUAAUGAACAGAAGAAAGGAGGACAAGGACAGGGAAAUCCACAAGUUCAACAACAGUUGCAGAACUUUCAAUUUCUUCAACAAAUUCAACAGCAGCAGCAAAUGAAGGGUGUGAAAAUGCCUGCUGCUAAGGAUCAAAAGGCAGUUAAGUUUAGUUUGCCUGAAGAUGAGUUUGAUGAUGAGGAUGAUUUUGAUGAUGAGUUUGAUGAUGAGUAUGAUGAUGAGUAUGAUGAUGAUGAGUUGGAUGAUGGGUAUGAUGACCAUCAUCAUGGUCAUCAGUCUGGUAAGAAAAUACCCAUCAUGGUUAAGGAUGUAAAAAGUAGUGGUGGUGGUGGUGGUGGUGGUGAUAAGAAAGGUAAAAAUGGAGGUGGGGAUAAGAAGGGGAAGGAAGGUGGUAAGAAGGAAGGAGGUAAGAAAGAAGGUGGUGGGAUGGCUAGUAUUUUUAAGGGUAUGUUAGGAGGUGGUGGUGGGAAUAGUGAUAAGAAGGGUAAUGAUGGGAAAAAAGAUGGUAAAAAAGGUGAGAAAAACAAGGGAGGAGAUGGUAAAGGUGGUAAAAAUCAAGGAAAUGGAGGAAAAGGUGGUGAAAAUGGUAAAAAUAAUGGUGGGUUUGAAGGUAAAAAUGGAAAAGGAGGUGAGAAUGGUGGUAAAGGUGGUAAAAAUGGGGGUGGAAAUAACAAAAAUGGAGGUGGAAAUAAUGGAGGAAACAACCAUAAUCAUAAUAAUGGUAAUAAUGGUGGUGGUAAAAAAGGUGGUGGGUUUCCUCAAAUGCAUAGCAAUAUAAAUAUGGGUCAAAUGGGUAAUCACCAAAUUGGUCAAAUGGGCCCGGCUGCCGCGGGGUUGCCAGCUAUGCACAUGAUGGGUGGAAAUGGCGGUGGUGGUAGUGGGUUUAACCCGGGGAUGGGUAUGGGAAUGGGAAUGGGGAUGGGUCCAGGAUCACAUAAUCCUCAACAGCAGCAGUACAUGGCAAUGAUGAUGAACCAGCAAAGAAUAAACGGUGGAGACGGAAAUGGGAUGAUGCAUCAUCAACCAAUGAAUGCAUCAAUGAUGUAUGGAAGGCCACCAAUGGGUGUUGGAUAUGGACCUCCCAUGGUCCCUCCCCCAGGAUAUCAUGACCCUUACACAUCCUAUUUUAGUGAUGAAAACACUAAUAGUUGCAGUAUCAUGUAAAUUCUUUCUUAUUUCACUGUAACUUAUUUUAAUUUUUAAUUUUAGUUAUUUUUAAUUUUAAGAUAUGUUUGAUUAAAAAUUAGGUUAGAUUGUUUGGAUUAUCCCUAGUGUGAGCUUAAUUAGUGUUAAUUGUGUUUGUGUGGGGUUUUUAGUUGAAUUAGUUGGUUGUUAGCUCAACUUAAAAAGAGUUGAAAAGUGCCAUAUUUCUCUUGUAAGCUGUAAGCAUAGGAAAAUGGAAGUUUUUGUUCAAACUAUGUAGCACUAUUUGAAGUAUGUUAUAUCUUCAUUGAA
This is a messenger RNA of Amaranthus tricolor (Joseph's coat), 2134 nucleotides long. Its product is annotated as heavy metal-associated isoprenylated plant protein 33-like. Bases 320 to 1843 code for a protein of 507 amino acids. The record is from RefSeq and is a predicted model, not a curated record. Lineage: Eukaryota; Viridiplantae; Streptophyta; Magnoliopsida; Caryophyllales; Amaranthaceae. The transcript is spliced from 3 exons. Gene Ontology annotation, molecular function: metal ion binding.